GUUCUUCCAUGAUGAGCCACUUUAUAACAGAUCGACGCUCCCGACUUCUGUCUAGUCUGUGUUGAGCCGCGGGACUAAGCCUUUCCACUUGUUCCUGAACCUUUUUUGUGUGUGGAAAUACCUGCCGAGACCAAAAUCAUCCGCAAAGAUGCUGCUGCUUCUUCUCGGAAUCGUCUUCCUGCACGUUGCUGCUCUGGUGCUUCUGUUUGUCUCCACCACCGUUAGCGUAUGGGCAUCCAGUGAUGCAGGAACUUCAGACCUGUGGUCCAACUGCACUGCCACUAAUGGAGGGUACAAGUGCGACCCGGCUUCGACUGGAGAGUGGAUCCAGUCGGUCCAGGCUCUCAUGAUCCUGUCCAUCAUCUUCAGCUGCCUGUCUCUCUUCAUCUUCUUCUGCCAGCUCUUCACUUUGCAGAAAGGCGGACGUUUCUUCCUCACCGGAACCUUCCAGAUCCUUGCAAGUUUGUUUGUCAUGAGCGGCGCCAUCAUCUACACUGUAAUGAGUCCGGAGUGGGUGCCCAACACCGCCUCCUUUGGCUACUCCUACAUCCUGGCAUGGGUGGCUUUCCCCUUGGCGCUGAUCAGCGGACUCAUCUAUGUCAUCUUGAGGAAGCGAGAAUGAGCUCCAUCCCAGUGUUCUCAGUAGAAACCCCACCUGCAAGUGUCACCAGUCGCACCCCCCAUUCAUGUCAUUCACUCCAUGGAAACAGCAGGGCGGUGGGAGAGGGAGGGAGGGGGGCGGUCAUGCUAAAGCAAACCAAGGCAGAAUCAACCAACACUGUCUCAGUUGAAAGUUGUAUAUAGUAUCUAUGGUUAAAAACCUAUUUAUAACACUUUUUAAAUAUAUGUACAUAGUUUUUGUGUUGCUCUGUCAAAUGUUUUUGUCAGCUGAUUAAGUGCCUCAGUGUUUGUAACGAUGACAUAAUUAUUUUGUUGUGCUUCCUCUAUCCUUUGCCAAAGAAUUAAUAAACAGACUCUUAUUGUAGAAUAACCAAACUGCAUGUUUAAGUAGAUCAUUUGGGAUGAGUUUGAAGAGAGUGGUAACAUCCGCGACAGUAGUCUAGCUAUUCUUAUUGCGAGGUGUUUUUAAUGCUACGUUUUUCUAUUGUCAUUUUCAAGAAAAGAUGGUGCUAUGUAUUUAUCAUUCCUGUGACUGAUAGCAAACAUUUAAACCGUAGUGUCAGUAUUGUUCAGAGCCAAACUGUACACCACCUGACUUCGAAGCCUUUGAAAGUGAGGACUUGUAUGAAGAUUCAAAAAGUAAGAUGACCGCACACGCAUAGCGCAAAACUGUACGCAGCCAGGCAUUUGAGAAGAAGCGACUCAAAUGUACUAUUGUACCUUAGUUAAUGCCGUAAUAGUUGCCAUUGUUAUUUCAAGUCAAACUUUACAUUAGAAUGCGUCGUAAACAGAUGAUCGACAUUAAUUAAUUGCAGCGCAGAUAUAUUUGAACAGUUAAUAUUAGCAUUAUCUUAGUUCCUGACAGAUCAAAGUGUCUGGCGUCAAGUGACACAACGUUUGUUUUUGUGACUGUCGGGAAGUUUUUUUUAAUUGCUGCUGUUUAGCUACAUAGGAAGUCCUUUAUCGCAGUGUAACACCAAGCCACGCUACAUCGUACCUGUCACACACCUCGAGGAUCAACGUAGCGACGUGUAGUCAUCUGUGAAUACGUCUGACUAAUUUAAAACUGACAUACUUCUGCAAGCUUAGUUUCAAGGUGUGUGUCUGUAAUGGCAACCCACAGAUAGGUUUGCAGACACCUGUCAUACUAGUUCUAAAGUUAGCUCAGCAUUGUUGCACUAACUUGUUGGUUCAAAUCCAGAAAGCCUUAGAUUCAUACUUUUGUCAUUUCAUGACUUGGAAUCCAGAUAAAUGACAAAUAGACAUGAACAAAUUGCCAAGAUGAAGUUGGGUAGUGUCGGCUGUGAUAAGAGCAUCUGCCAAAUGAUUCCAUUUUGGGUGGUUAAUGAAUAAACAUUCGAAAUGGCAGUGUUAUUCUUCGACUUCCAAAAGAGUUUAAGCCUUUAACCAUAAACGCCUGUAUUUUCCCACCAAUUUUCUUGUUUCUAAUUUGGGCACAAUUAAAAAAAAAAAAAAAAAACUCUCAUAACUCAGUACAAAGCCAUGACAUCAUGCCAGCUAGGAUUUUUUUGUUUAUGUGUUGGAUAUGGAUCUGUUU
This is a messenger RNA of Synchiropus splendidus (mandarinfish), 2179 nucleotides long. RefSeq names its product peripheral myelin protein 22b (gene pmp22b). The record is from RefSeq and is a predicted model, not a curated record. Gene Ontology annotation, cellular component: plasma membrane. Lineage: Eukaryota; Metazoa; Chordata; Actinopteri; Syngnathiformes; Callionymidae. The transcript is spliced from 5 exons. The coding region runs from base 149 to 622 and encodes 157 amino acids.